Messenger RNA from Racocetra fulgida, 481 nucleotides. NCBI's taxonomy places the organism in Eukaryota, Fungi, Glomeromycota, Glomeromycetes, Diversisporales, Gigasporaceae. The record is from the annotation of a GenBank genome assembly.
AUGGAAGCGUUACCGUUACCUCUUGAAUAUUUUAACUUUACUAUUCUGAGUCAAGCAAGUCCACUGUUUGAGUAUACAAAUUUUAUUACUCCAGUUACAACCGAUUUAUACGAUGGUAGAGAGUGGCUUUCCGAUUAUGGUAUUAAUGAAAGAGAUAAGCUUGAAAAUGCGAUCAAAGGUUCCCUAAUCAAAAUGAUUUUACGAAGUUGCGAAAUUCUUAAACAUUUAUAUCUUAAGGAUCUAAUUUGUGAUCAUAAAAUGCUGAAUAACACUACAAUUAACUCUGUAGAUUUUUAUAUUCGGUAUGGUGCCAAGACUGUUGUUGCAUCUAAGGCAAUAUAUGGAUUAGGAAAAAACUUCGAAGAAGAUACCACCUCAACUUCGUUGAAUAUGAAAUUAUUAUUGAUAUCACUUUGUAAAAACUCUGUUCCAAAUACUUUGGAAAUUUAUGAACAUCAAAUUAAUGACGAAAGGGGGAUGG